Diatraea saccharalis (sugarcane borer) is the source of this 1199-nucleotide messenger RNA. The record is from the annotation of a GenBank genome assembly. Lineage: Eukaryota; Metazoa; Arthropoda; Insecta; Lepidoptera; Crambidae.
CUCAAAAGCAAUGGAUAGUCAGAAAAAUGCAAUAGAACAAGCUCGCUCUAUCCUAGGCUUGACGAAAGAUGCAGAAUUUCUUCAAAGUUUCGUCAGAGUGGGCGUCACGGAAGAAGAAGAAGAAAGCCCGACUCCGAAAGCUUCCAUCAGCAAAAGAGUUACUCAGUCAGCGGAAAAACGCGAUGACGAAGUUCAGGAAGAUAAGUAUUCCCAUAAUGAACAAAAGGAGUCGUCUAAAUCACGGAAAAAGAAGGAACGUAAACCUAAACGAGAAAAAAGAAGGCGAGAAGAAGAAAUAUAUACUGACAAGGAUCGUGCAGCGGCAGUCGUCAUGGGCUCGAAGGAUAUAAAACAGUCUUUAAAUCUGAAAGACAAGGCAGAACGGAGCAGUGCUCUUCAGCUUCCUGAUGAGGCUGAUGCUGGUACUCUACUUGCGCUAGCUCGCGCGGAAAUGAUGAGAGAACGUUAUAGAAACGCAGUUUCUUUCGUCGACAAGGCAAUUGAACUAGCUCCUGAGGAGAAAGCAGCGUAUGUAGCGCGUAGUAAAUGCUAUUUGCUACUAGGUGAGCCCCGACGAGCGCUCGCUGAUGCCGAAACAGCGCUCAGCUUGGACCCCAAGCACGCAAAAGCACUGCUGCAGAAAGCAGAAGCACUUUACUACUGUGGGGAAUUCGAGAUGAGCCUCGUAUUCUAUCACAGAGGGCUGCGCGCAAGACCAGAUUUGAUCGAGUUCAGGCUAGGAGUACAGAAGGCUCAGGAGGCGAUUGAAAACACUAUUGGGGAAAAGCCGGUAAAAAAACCUGCACCAAAACGCUCUUCUUCAAAAUCCCAAAAGCCGGUAUUGGGCCAGCUGAUGUCCGACAAAUUAUAUCUAGAAAAUUUAUUGAAAAAUCCAGAUUUGGCCAUCGCUGACAAGAAGAACGAUAUUGUCACUAAACAGGCCGAAGAGGCGAUUAGGUUCUUAGAGAAUAGAGAAGAAUUUUGGAGACAACAACAAUCGUAGACUAAUAAACUGCUGUUUGAAUUUAGUUUAAUAUUUUUUCUUCCUUUAGUAAUGUAGGGCACUUUAUUGUAUAAAAAACCUCAAGUACUUACAGUAAACAUAAAAUCCGAUACUACCAUCAACUAGGCAGUACCCACAAAAUCUAUUUACCUUGAAUUUUACCUUAACAAUUUGUUCCUCUUUCAUUACAAGGACU